Molecule: messenger RNA, 3644 nt
Organism: Elgaria multicarinata webbii
Lineage: Eukaryota; Metazoa; Chordata; Lepidosauria; Squamata; Anguidae
Gene: KCNQ3
Product: potassium voltage-gated channel subfamily Q member 3
Exons: 16
Coding region: 230-2851 (873 amino acids)
Biological process (GO): potassium ion transmembrane transport
Cellular component (GO): membrane; voltage-gated potassium channel complex
Molecular function (GO): voltage-gated potassium channel activity
Source: RefSeq, a predicted model, not a curated record
CCCGCCUCGCCUCGCCCCGGCCCUGCCCUGCCCUCGGGGGACCCUUUCUCCCCGAGCGGGCGGUGGGCUCAGACCAUGGCCUUGGGCUUCCCCCAGCUGCUGUCCCUGCGCCUGCUCACCCCUCGCUCGCCUCCAAGGACCAGGGCGGCAGCAGCGGCGGCGGCGGCGGCAACAGAAGAAGAAGAAGAAGAAGAAGAAGGGGAAGAAGAAGGGGAAGAAGCCGAGGAAGAUGGGACUGAAAUCCAGGAAGGCGGCGGCGGCGGCCGCGGCUUCACCGCGGGCUGGGGGUGCUGGUGACCGCGGCGGCGGCGGGGAGGAGGAGAAGAAAGCGGGGCUCGCCGCCGGGGAUCUGGAGCAGGGCUCCUUGGCCCUGGGGGCCGGGCCGGACAAAGACGGGACCCUGCUCCUGGAAGGCGCGGGCAAGGGGGACGGGGGCAAGAGGUCCGCGCAAGGGAUUGGGCUGCUGGCCAAGACGCCGCUGAGCCGACCCGUCAAGAGGAACAACGUCAAAUACCGGAGGACCCAAACUUUGAUCUACGAUGCCCUGGAGAGGCCGAGAGGCUGGGCGCUGCUCUAUCACGCCUUCGUGUUUCUGAUAGUCUUGGGAUGCUUGAUUUUAGCUGUCCUGACAACAUUCAAGGAAUAUGAAACUGUUUCAGGAAAUUGGUUACUGCUGUUGGAAACAUUUGCCAUUUUCAUCUUUGGAGCAGAGUUUGCCUUAAGGAUCUGGGCUGCAGGCUGCUGCUGUCGAUACAAAGGAUGGCGAGGGAGGCUGAAGUUCGCCAGGAAGCCAUUGUGUAUGUUGGAUAUCUUUGUCCUGAUCGCCUCUGUGCCAGUGGUGGCGGUCGGCAACCAAGGCAAUGUCCUGGCUACGUCGCUGAGAAGUCUCCGUUUCCUUCAGAUCCUACGGAUGCUGCGGAUGGACAGGAGAGGAGGCACCUGGAAGCUUCUAGGAUCUGCCAUUUGCGCACACAGCAAAGAACUCAUCACUGCCUGGUACAUUGGGUUCCUGACGCUUAUCCUUUCCUCCUUCUUGGUUUACUUGGUGGAGAAGGAUGUGCCUGAAAAGAAUGAAGAAGGGAAGGAAAUAAAAGAGUUUGAAACCUAUGCCGACGCACUUUGGUGGGGGCUUAUUACACUGGCAACAAUUGGCUAUGGUGACAAGACACCCAAGACGUGGGAGGGACGCCUGAUAGCGGCCACGUUCUCUCUCGUCGGAGUGUCGUUUUUUGCCCUUCCAGCUGGUAUUUUAGGUUCAGGAUUGGCUCUGAAAGUACAGGAGCAACACCGCCAGAAGCACUUUGAAAAAAGAAGAAAGCCAGCAGCAGAACUCAUCCAGGCUGCCUGGAGAUACUAUGCUACUAAUCCCAAUAGGAUGGACCUGGUUGCCACUUGGAGAUUUUAUGAAUCAAUUGUAUCAUUCCCAUACUUCAGGAAAGAGCAGGUGGAUGGCACCAGUAAUGUCAUGUUUAGUAGGGAUGCAUUCUUUGGAUCAAGCGUCACCAGAAAACUUAGCCAAAAGCUGGGUCUCUUGGAUCGGGUUCGUGGUACCAAUACUAAAGGAAAGCUAUUUACCCCUCUGAAUGUAGAUGCAAUUGAAGAAAGUCCUUCUAAAGAACCUAAGAGUGUUGUCUUGAAUAACAGAGAGCGUUUUCGCACUGCAUUCCGAAUGAAAGCUUAUGCAUUCUGGCAGAGCUCAGAAGAUGCUGGAACUGGGGAUCCUCUGGCAGAAGACAGAGGGUACAGCAAUGAACUUCUAAUUGAAGACAUGAUCCCCACGCUGAAGGUGGUCAUCCGAGCUGUCAGAAUACUACAGUUUCGCCUUUAUAAGAAAAGAUUCAAGGAGACUUUGAGGCCUUAUGAUGUCAAGGAUGUGAUAGAGCAAUAUUCAGCAGGACACCUUGACAUGCUUUCCAGAAUCAAAUACCUUCAAACCAGAAUAGAUAUGGUUUUUGCACCUGGACCUCCAUCCACUCCCAAGCAUAAGAAAUCCCAAAAGGGAGGAACGUUCUCUUACCCUUCACAACAAUCUCCAAGGAAUGAUCCAUACAUAGCCAAAGCAUCCACAGUAGAUCCUGAUGACCAAAGUAUGAUGGGCAAAUUUGUCAGAGUUGAAAGACAGGUCCAUGACAUGGGAAAAAAGCUGGAUUUUUUAGUCGAUAUGCACAUGCAGCAUAUGGAGCAGUUGCAGGUCCAAGUCACGGAGGUGUACCCUUCAAAAGAAACCAUGUCCCUAGCAGAGGAUAACAGAUAUUCUGAACUGAAAUCUAUCAUUUACAAAUACUCGGAGCCUUCCAUUCAUGAAAUGCCUCCAACCUUCCACCAUGUCCCGGUGAACAAAGUUCCUCCUUUUGGAUUCUCAUCGCAGGACCGCAGCACGGGUCCACUUUCGUUACCGUUGGGCGGGCAAAACUCUGGUAGGUGGGAGGCCAUGCCGUUCUCAACUUCCUACGCAGAAAGGCCGACCGUUUUGCCUAUCCUUGCAUUCAUGGACCCCCACAUUUCCUACCACUCCCCCCGGGGGGAUCUCCAGAGCCCCCACUCAGACAGAAUCACUUCAAGGCAGAAACGCAGCUUGACGAGAGACAGUGACACCCCGUUAUCCCUCCUCUCCGUCAACCACGAGGAACUUGAACGUUCACCAAGUGGAUUCAGCAUCUCCCAGGACAAAGACGAUUUCCUGUUUGGGCCAAACGGGGGUUCAAAUUGGAUGAAAGAAAAGCGCUACUUAGCGGAGGGUGAAACAGACACCGAUACUGACCCUUUCACCCCAAGUGGCUCUAUGCCUCUGUCUUCAACAGGAGAUGGGAUUUCUGAUUCUGUAUGGACCCAGUCUAGCAAGCCAGUUUAAAAUUCUCCAUGGGGUGGGAUGGGCGGGGCAGGGUAGGUGGAGUCACUGGCUGGCUUCUUCUCAUAAUGUAAACAUAAACUUUGUAUAUCUCACUAUACACACCCAAAGCUUCCUCGCUCGACAACAAACAACACCCAUGGCUGCACUGCAUGCUGGUCUUAGUGAUACUCAUUCUGCGCCAUUUCAUACGGUUGAUUAAUGCGGUUUUGUUCAUGCAGCCAAAACUAAGCAGUUUAGUUUUGAGCAUGGUUUUGCAUGACUUUACACUAUAAAUGGGACAGGUGAUUUCUUCUGUGAUUAAAAUAGCGGACAGGAGGUUCUUCGGUAUACCAAGGGUCAGGUCAAUGCCAGACACUAAACAAAACAAAAACCCCUAACAGUGGCACGUAUGCUACAUAUUUGUAUGCAAAGCAAGAUCACACACACACACUGGGCAGUAUCAAAUAAAACACGAGUGCUAAUGGAAUUUCUAUUGUGCUAGUGUAGCGCUGCCUCUAGUGCACCGUUAGCGUUUUGCUGGAAGGUCAAGUAUUCUGGAGAAUCUCAUUGUGCCUGCUAACGCCAUUGGCAAUGCACUAGUAGCCCCUUCUGCUAGGACAACAUAAUCUACUUUAGCACUUGUGUCUUACUGGAUCCUGCCGCUUAUUUUCAGAGCAAUGCCCUUUGCUGAGUAUAUAUGUAUGAUUAUGGACUAUUACCCCUUCCCCAGGCUAUUUAAACCUUGGUUAUCGAUCUUGCUGGUGCCACUGUAAUCAUGCCUCUUAAUUCUGCUCAUCCAAACCUUCAUUAUUAU